Molecule: messenger RNA, 2464 nt
Organism: Exophiala mesophila
Lineage: Eukaryota; Fungi; Ascomycota; Eurotiomycetes; Chaetothyriales; Herpotrichiellaceae
Exons: 7
Coding region: 367-2361 (664 amino acids)
Biological process (GO): regulation of DNA-templated transcription; DNA-templated transcription
Cellular component (GO): nucleus
Molecular function (GO): zinc ion binding; DNA binding; DNA-binding transcription factor activity, RNA polymerase II-specific
Source: RefSeq, a predicted model, not a curated record
AGUCCUCAGCAUAAUUGUAUGAGUCAUACAGCUAGGUCUACGCCCAUCUUUGGUGAGCGACACUAAGUCCCAAGUCGAAGCACCAACAUUUGCAAAAGCGGGUACCCUGGUCACGUGCCGAUAUUGACAAUUCAUCUGACAUCGAACGCCACUCGAAUCUUUUGUUAGACGAAAUCUUGUUCUAUUUGCUUCGCUAUCAGCAUUUUAUAUAGUUCUCUAACAGGCGCUAGUAUCGUCCUAUCCACCAACCCUGAAGCCAAACUCACAUGGUCCCACGAAGUGACCAAAAGCCAUGCGCUCUGAAUGUGCAUAAUACAUGCAACUCUGGCCCUGGAAGCAAUACCGCGUCUCCACUAGUCCUGAAGGAUGGCAUCUUCACUGACGCCUGGGAGACCAUCCACUGCUUGUCAACAAUGUAAACACCACAAGGCUCGGUGUUCAGGUGAUCUUCCUAAGUGUAAACGAUGUGCUCGAACAGACACAGAGUGUAUCUAUGCUCCAGGUGCACACAAUCAGCGUCGAAAGCUGUCUGAUCGAGCCUGGCUUGCUCAUAACGUCUCCCCAUUCCGCAAUGGCUCACGAGACUCUCCAGUCAGGCGCCUACCAACACCGCAGAUGAAUCCCUUGACUAUUCUUCAAAGCCCCGAUUAUCUAGGCAUUCCUGAGUCAAUUGCCUCCGAGCUCAUUGACACAUUCUUCUCCCAUCACUACAACGCCCGACUGCUUCUCCACAAGGCUAAGUUUGAAGAGGAUAGGUCGAGGCGGACGCUUCGGCCUCAUGUUCUCUUGACUAUUUGUGCUAUGGGAGCCGUAUUCUAUCACAAUGGAAAGUCAGAAAAUCCCUUCAAAGAAUUUGCUCGCGUUUGGGCAGAGCGCGCUGGAAAAUUAGCUCUUAACGAAGUUGAGAUACCUCAUGAGGACAAUAUCGUCACAUUUUCCACUCUGAGUCUUUUCUGGUAUACUCAGGGGUCGUGGAGAAGAUCAUACAUCCACAAAGGAAAUGCAAUGCAAACCGCCCAUGUCUUAAAUCUUGUCAAUAGAGUAGGAACAACAAGGGACUCACUCGACGUCGAAUUGUCACGCCGACGCUUCUGGGCUUGUUAUCUAAUCAACUGCCACAGUACUGACAGCAUGUUUGCUAUCAGCCCCUCAAAAAGUCUAGCUGCUCUUCCCUUGCCGUGGGCCGAGGAAGAGUUUGAACGUGGCUCCAGCAACAUGCGCCCAUGUGCUUUUGGUUCUGGCAAGACGAAUGGAGGAAUUUAUAGUGAGAUGAUUAGAGCCAUGACGCAUUGGUCUUCGGUAAACACCUUGAUCAAAUCAUUUGACGGAGAUUCUCAAGCCCGAAUUACAGCAAUUCAUCGUCUUGACGCUGAGAUUAGGCAGUGGUGGGAUCGCGUCCCCCAAAACUUGCGCCUCCAUCCUUCCAACCUAUCAUCAUUUCUUCGCGUGGAUCUCACAAAACUCAUUCUCAUACACGUGGUAUACUACCAAUGUCUUUGUGCCUUGCACUCUUCAAUUGUACCCCUGUUCUCCUGGGGUCCUGAUGAGCCAAACCACGCUGUAGCCCAACAGCUAUCGGCGCAACUAGCGUAUGAGAAUGCCUGUGCAAUUUCUCAGUUUCUCCAGAUGGUACUGGACUUCUCGCAGGAAGUGGCAGACUUCCCAAGUUUCGUUGGCUAUGCAGCUUACUGCAGCUAUGCUAUCCAAGUACCGUUCCGAUGGUGUCUGAACCCUGGGGUGAGAGAAAAUACUCUCAGGAACACUCAAGCCAAUCUCGAGGUCAUUCAAGGCAUGGCCAAGUACUGGGAGUUCAUUGUCUUACUGGGUCACUACGCAAAGUAUCUCACCGAAACUCAUGCCCAAAAUCCCCUUGGGCUAGACGACGAGCCUAAAAACUUAAGCGCCGGUAAACUCAACGGGUUUCGUAUUACAGCUGCUCGCGCAAGAUCCUCCAUCUUGAGCAUGAAUGGCAUUCUUUGGAAGGACGAUGGCUAUUCAGUUCAAGGGGAUGAAGUCAUGGAUCUCGGGCUUGAUGGCAGACAAAACAUAGGUAGCCCUUCGACCUCGCCAGCUGUGGACUGGGGUUCUCGAGAAACACCUGCGACCGCGGGAAAAGAUACAGGUCCUGCCAACCAGGAUACAGGCUCUACUGUUGUCUAUGAAGAUCCCCCAGCAAUGACCACCACUGUCCCAGACUUUUACGAUCAGCAGCCUGUCUUUUUCCAGCCAAUUCUGGAUGCAUCCAAUAUCUUCGAGCCUAUGCCCCAGAAUCUGGGAAUGAUUGACUGGAGUGAGAUGGAUGCGUUGCCCUCCUGGGAGGUGCUGUCCUCACGAGGACAGUCGUAUGAAUUACCACUUUAAUAGAUUGUAGCUUAGAGCAGGGCGCUGGGAACCUCGGACCGAGAUGGGAGACAUAUGAUAAUGCAAUUGCAUGAGCCAUGAAGAAUCUCAACGUGCCUGUGAU